AUGUCUUCCAAACCCUUUCCGGCGCCCAUCAGCGGCACCCUCCAGCUGUACCGCCGCACGCCCAUCGCCUUACCCUACUUUGACACGAACGCUUCUCUCCCCCAUUCACUGGUCUUCGUCCCCGGCCUGAGGGACACAAUGGGUACCCUGCCCUAUCUACCUGCGCUUUCGCGCGUCGCUGGGGAGCACGGCUUCUCGCUCGUUCUCCCGCAGCUGUCGUCCAACAUGGGCGGCUAUGGGCAGUGCACGCUCGAAGGGGAUGCGCAGGAGAUGGCGAGCUGUGUCGCGCACCUGCGCCAGCAGGGGAAGAGUGGCAAGAUGGUGCUGAUGGGUCAUUCGACGGGGUGUCAGGAUGCCAUUGCGUACCUGCUUGGCGCUGAGCGCGCACGCGGCGAGGCGACGCGUGUGGAUGGGGCGAUUCUGCAAGCGCCCGUAUCCGAUCGCGAAUGGUACGAAUCGCAGCGAGACGUCGUCUCUGCGGCUGAAUGGGACAAGAUGGAGGCCGAGCUCGAGCAUGCCACGAAUCUAGUUCGAUCGGGUCAAGGGUCGAAGCUGCUACCGCGCCAAGAGGUUGUGUUGCCCACCCAGCCGGGCGAUGCGGGCGAGGGCAACGCCGCUGCGAUGCAAGAUCCUGCGAUGACAGCCUACCGCCUCUGGUCGCUACGCGCCAAGGGAGGCGACGACGACUUCUUCAGCCUCGACCUCAGCGAUGAGGACAUCACAGCCAAGGACGAGGGCGCAAGGGGAUUCGGAAGGGCCGUAGCAAAUCUUCAAGCUGCAGCAUUGACAGCAAAGAUCCUCGCGCUCAUCGGCGAUCAGGACGACUCCCUGCCCGAAGGCAAUGCAGACCGGCUCCUGGAGCGCUGGACGCGCCUGCUCGGACCCACCGGCGGGUUCGAGGCCAAGAUCCUCCAGGGCGCCAACCACCAAGCUUCGAGCGACGAGGCGACCGCCGCGCUCGCCGAAGCCGUUUCGGCGUUCCUCGCGCCACUCGGCACACAAUCCUGA
Messenger RNA from Kalmanozyma brasiliensis GHG001, 1008 nucleotides. Its product is annotated as Protein of unknown function DUF1749. The record is from RefSeq and is a predicted model, not a curated record. Lineage: Eukaryota; Fungi; Basidiomycota; Ustilaginomycetes; Ustilaginales. The coding region runs from base 1 to 1008 and encodes 335 amino acids. The transcript has 2 exons.